CGAUAACAUGUCUAUCGAUAGCACAUUUGCCAGCUGUGCAGUUUGUACCCCGAAUACUGUAAUUUCACGCCUAGUUUUCAAAGGAAAUGCUUCCCAAAUUAAGAAUAUCGUCAUUUCUGCUUAAGCGGCUGGAGCGGGUGAAGCUGCAGUGCAGCGGUUGUUUAUAUGGCGUGUUCUAUGGCGACGGCACCUUGCUGCUCUUGAGUUUCAAUGUUGAGGCCAGCGUAGGUCAACUGAGCUAUGAGCAUAUACAGCACAAAUUCCCGGCCGAGCUGGAUCUGUGUGGUUUGGUCAAAUUUGGUGACUGCUCCGACACAGAAGCGCAUCUAAACGAGGUCAUUUCAUCGGUGGAUAUAACGGAUAAUCCAAUAGUGCUCCAAUGUCAACUGGGCACUCUGGUGGGCUUAAGGGCUUCGUUCUUGGUGCACGGCAAGUUGGAGCAUGUGCCAUAUGAAGUCAUGGAGGCACCACAGCUAUUCAACGAUUUCUGCUUUACGAGAUUGAAAUGUGGCUUCUAUUUGCAUACAUUGCCCACACCAGAAGCUAUAGCCAAGGAGAUGCAUGUGCUGCGCAAGCGUGUGGCUGACGGCAGUCUAGUGUUCAAUGUCUCCCAAACAAAAAUCUAUGUGAGCAGCAACUGUGGCACCCAGCACAAGAGCUUCAACAGCGACUCUCUAAUUGAGCAUCUCAUCGCUGAAGUUCCAAUCCCAGCUGAAACCCCAAGCGGCAACAAGAAGAAAACAGUGGCGUCUGCACCGGAGCUAUACAAGCAUUAUGGUGCUGUAGGCUGUGCCUAUGAUGUUAUCAACAUUGAUGUACUGCGCUGUCGGACACGUGAGCCGGCUGCAGGUGAUGCUGCUCCGCAUCCUGCCCUGAGCAUGUGCAUAACAAAUGAGGAACCCAGUAAGGUGCAGGUGCCACUGGAAUUGGAGGCAAUGGCCAUACUGUGCAAAAAGACAAAGCUGUUGCGUCUGUAUGAUGUGCUCAUCGAAAGCAUCUGCCGAUCUUUGCGUCUCUUUGAGCAGUGUCUCACGGAGCGACUUACGGAGCAGGAGGCUGCUGCGAAUCCGAAACUUCUGGUUCCACGCAGCUAUCACUUUUAUCCCCAAGAGUUUGGUCACUUUCUGAGCUGUGCGUAUUUGGAAGAGCUAAGCGACGACGAACCAAGUGUGCAGGAGAAACGCAAGCGACUCCAUCGACAGUUCGCAUUGCCCGCCACUCGUCCCUACUUUAGGCGCGCCAACCAGUGUCGCUUCCAGGGCGAUAUUGUGGCAACAGAUGCGUCCACCUGGACACCGUUACUUAACACACACCUGGGUGUACGGCCCAGCGGUGUGACGGAUGGCAAGGAGUAUCUGGUUAAUGGCAACUAUCAUUACUAUCACUAUUUGCAGCAGCAGGUUCAGGAUAAGGGCUGGGGCUGUGCCUACCGCUCGCUGCAGACAAUCUGCUCGUGGUUUCUGCUCCAGGGCUACACGGAACGUGCAAUACCCACACAUCUGGAGAUUCAGGAAUAUUUGCACAAAAUUAACGAUAAGCCUGCCUCAUUUGUGGGCUCCUCGCAAUGGAUUGGUUCCACAGAGCUGAGCAUGUGUCUGCAGGGAUUUCUCAAUGUUGAUUCCAAGAUUUUACAUGUGGCCUCCGGGGCAGAACUCUCAACGAUUGCCUCUGAGCUUGCCAUGCACUUUCAGACCCAGGGCACACCUGUUAUGAUUGGAGGCGGCGUUCUGGCGCACACAAUUAUCGGCGUAGACUACUGUGUACAGACGGGACAGGCGAAAUUCCUAAUACUCGAUCCACAUUACACGGGCGCCGAUGAGCUGUCUACCAUACAGAUUAAAGGCUGGUGCGGCUGGAAGGGCAUGGACUUCUGGGACAAGAAGAGCUAUUAUAAUCUCUGCAUGCCGCAGCGUCCCAUUUUAUACUAAACUUUCCAUUUAUGCAUUUAAGUACGAUUUUUGUCAAGCUUUAAUGUUUCUUUUGUGUUGUUAAUGAAUUUAUGUAUGUACUGUAUUUUAUAUAUUAUAUAUGUAUAAACU
Messenger RNA from Drosophila innubila, 2039 nucleotides. RefSeq names its product probable Ufm1-specific protease 2 (gene Ufsp2). The transcript has 2 exons. The record is from RefSeq and is a predicted model, not a curated record. Lineage: Eukaryota; Metazoa; Arthropoda; Insecta; Diptera; Drosophilidae. Bases 87 to 1928 code for a protein of 613 amino acids.